Molecule: messenger RNA, 765 nt
Organism: Myzus persicae (green peach aphid)
Lineage: Eukaryota; Metazoa; Arthropoda; Insecta; Hemiptera; Aphididae
Exons: 1
Coding region: 150-431 (93 amino acids)
Source: RefSeq, a predicted model, not a curated record
UAAACUAUUAACGUUAUCUAUAAAACGACUGUUGAAAUAUGAUUAGAAAACACUUAUCUAAAAGUACUAUGAACACUGAUGACAUCGAUUAAUUUUCUUAUACGUUAGUAGCCUUGUUAUUAGUGCGAGUUCGACUAUACUGCCGAAAAAUGUUAGAUAUAAAAAUCGAACAACGUGUUAACAUUAAAUUUCUUGUUAAAUUAAAAAAAACUGCCGCGGAAUCGUUUCGUAUGUUAUGUGAAGUUUAUGGCGAAGAAUGUUUAUCAAAAGCUCGUGUUUUUGAAUGGCACAAACGGUUUUGUAGUGGAAGGAAGGACGUCGAAGACGAUGAUCGUUCUGGACGUCCUACCACGUCUUCAACAAACGAAAAUGGGUUCCUAGUGGGCAAACAGUCAAUCAAUAUUAUUAUAAAGAGGUAUCAAUUAAAUUAAAAGAACGUGUCAGAAAGAAGCGACCAGAUCUAUGGAAAAAUGGCUGGGUUCUUCACCAAGACAAUGCUCCAGCUCACAGUGCAUUUUAAAUUCAACGUUUUUUAACUGAAAAAAAAAUUUCUGUACUUCAACAUCCCCCGUACUCGCCAGACCUUGCUCCUUGCGACUUCUUCUUAUUCCCAAAAAUUAAAAGUUUAUUAAAAGGAACCCAUUUUCAAACAGUUGAUGACGUAAAAAUGAAAACGGCAGAACUUCUAAAAGGGCUGAAUGAAAGCGAUUGGCAACACUGUUUUCAAGAAUGGCAGCGACGUAUGCAACAGUGUAUUGAUGCUUA